This is a messenger RNA of Triticum turgidum subsp. durum (durum wheat), 345 nucleotides long. NCBI's taxonomy places the organism in Eukaryota, Viridiplantae, Streptophyta, Magnoliopsida, Poales, Poaceae. The record is from the annotation of a GenBank genome assembly.
AUGCAGAUCUUUGUCAAGACCUUGACCGGCAAGACCAUCACCCUGAAGGUGGAAUCUUCAGACACCAUCGACAACGUGAAGGCGAAGAUCCAGGACAAGGAGGGCAUCCCCCCGGACCAGCAGCGCCUGAUCUUUGCCGGUAAGCAGCUUGAGGAUGGUCGCACACUGGCAGAUUACAACAUUCAGAAGGAGUCUACUCUCCACCUGGUGCUUCGCCUUCGUGGUGGCCAAAAAUUGUACGUGCUCGAUACUUGCGGAACAAAUCUGUGGCUACGGUUGAAUCCAGCUUUAUUGAUGACGUGGAUGCUGGGGUCAGCCUUGACUUUGAAGGGAGGAAUUUCAUGA